AUGGAUCGUGAUGUCGCAGCACCGCUAUGGAACGGACAGGCCUGGCCGCCACAACGCAGAUGGAAGAAGGCUGCAGCGGCACAAUCGCAGAAGCUCGCGAGCAAUUGGCAGAUCAACAGCGCUGGAGAUGUAUUGAGCGACGCCGAUUGUGGCCAUUCACGCACGAGCAGAACGGUGCUGGAUCGCAGGCGCCCUAGAGUAUCUCGCAAGAAGAUCGGACGGUUACAGACUCUGUACGAGAUAUGCGUGGACAAGCUGUCGGAUAGUCUGUACAACCCGAGCUUCCUGAAUGACCUUGGGCUCUGUCGAGCUUCCGGCGUCGCUGUGCUGCCCGACAAGCUCGCCAAUACCCUCUUGGAUGAACAGCUCGAUUAUGCGCUCUGUACAGACCCCGUCUUGAGCUUCACGCUCUGGUCGACGUUUGCGUUCACGCACGGCACAACUCCUCUCGACCAGGAUGGCGAGGUCCCUCAAUGCGAGCUCUCUCUACGCCAUCGAACCUAUCACGGCUUGGAUCUGUACGAUCUGGAGGAACUUCGUAUUCUACACACGCCGGCAUCGCUAGAUAUUGCGCCUUUCUUCAUCACAACACUCGAUUUGAGUAGGACUGCCUUUGCCGACUCUGACAUUCUCACACUCAUCAAGCCAACUGUCUCGCUCUCACUGGCGGCACUACGGCUCGACUACACUCGUUUGACGGAUGCAGGUAUCAUGCAUGUAGUACGCUGCGCUGAAUGCACUGGCAAUCCAAAUCGAUACGUCUCUUUCGGUCUACUCGAGUAUCUGUCUGUGCGAGCAUUGCCCAAGAUAGAGGACAAGCACAUCGUCGCACUUGCAGCCUUGCCCCACCUUUCGUGUCUAGAUUUGAGGGGCACGUCUUGUACAAAUGCGCUUGUUGGAUUAUUUGCAAAGCGUCAGCCUGGCAACAUGGCCUUCAAGCUUGCCAUCAAGCCCUCCGAGCUCGCCUGCUUUGUAGAGAAUCUGUCGAUGUCGAGCGUGCUUACGUAUGCCCGCAUCGCUCGCACUAAACGAUACUCGUCCGAGGCAUCGAGCUGGCGUGCAACAAUGGAGGAAGCGCUGCUUCACAAGCCGGUGUCUGUCGCGAUCGACGAGAUGCGAAGGACAAGCGGUAUCGAGCCGGCAGCGUCCGCCGCGCUUGCUACGCCGUACGUCAUGCAAGACAACGGACCGGGCAGGAUCUACUCGAAUGCGCCGAUGAACUAUAAGGCGCUACAAGAUGACAUCAGGUCGGAGAUGUCCGUCUUUGCGAAAGCAUCGGACUCGCAGUUGAGAGCGAGUGUCGUGUCCGACACCCCGACCAGACGGCCAGCCGUCUCUGAGCAUGGCAGCGACGACGAAGGCGAGCCAGGCUCACAAGGGUCCGAAAGCUCUGCAAGAAAGCUGCUGCCCGAAGCGAACUGCUCAAUGCUGAUCCGAUAUCCAACUGACGUUGCAGUCUUCUCGCCCAGACGGCAUGCAGAGACGAGCAAAGCGCACUUGGAGGCGGAAACUGCGCGCGUACAGCAAUCUGAAGCCAAUGAACGCAAAAGGAGCGCGCAACAGGCUUUCAAGCCCAAGCCUGUCUUUGCUCAGCUCAAGGCACGCAAGGCUGACUCGGCUCAGAAGCACGUACUGCCGCUAAAGCAGAUGGACCAGCCGCUGGCGAGACAGACGUCUCUAAGCAAUUUGCUAGGCGGCUCGUCGCAGUGCACACAAACACAGAAGACAAAGAUCGUCAAUGUGAACCCUCUGCAGCCCUCGCAGCGCUUUGUGCGGCCUCAGGAUACGCCGAGCGAAGUCGAUAAUUCUGACUUAGUUCGAAUACUUCAGAAAGCGGCAGCAGUUAAGCCGGCGGCGCAGUCAAGAUCCGGCUUCUUUGCGCGUAGAUGA
Messenger RNA from Mixia osmundae IAM 14324, 1890 nucleotides. RefSeq lists its product as uncharacterized. Lineage: Eukaryota; Fungi; Basidiomycota; Mixiomycetes; Mixiales; Mixiaceae. The record is from RefSeq and is a predicted model, not a curated record. Bases 1 to 1890 code for a protein of 629 amino acids. The transcript has 2 exons.